AUGAAGGGUUCCCUUGAAGAUUUAGAUGAAGAAGAUUGGCGACGGCUAGCUGAGCUCAACCAAAUUCGCACACUUGAGGUGCUGGGAGAAGGUAACGGAGGUUCUGUCAAAAAGUGUGAGCUUGUCACGACUCAGCAGGUAUUUGCCCUGAAGACCAUCACUGUUGAUCCAUCACCUAGUUUUCAAAAACAAAUAGUGCGAGAACUGAACUACAACAAAAAGUUCCAGAGCGAUUAUAUUGUUAAGUAUUACGGAACAUUCAUUAACUCUGCGGAUGCGUCGAUUUGUAUCUGCAUGGAAUAUAUGGGAGGACGGUCCUUGGACGCAAUAUACAAACAGUUCAAGAAAAAAGAUAUGAGGAUCGGAGAGAAAGCAUUAGGAAAGAUGGCAGAGAGUGUGCUUCGAGGGCUCUCCUACCUGAACCAGCAGAAAGUGAUGCACAGAGACAUCAAGCCUCAAAACAUAUUACUAGACUCCAAGGGGAACGUUAAACUUUGUGAUUUUGGAGUUUCCGGAGAAGUGGUCAACUCGCUCGCUACCACCUUCACCGGAACCUCUUUCUACAUGGCGCCAGAACGUAUUAGAAAUGAGCCUUAUACAAUAACCUGUGACGUGUGGUCACUUGGGCUGACUUUGCUCGAGGGAGCAAUGGGUAUGUUUCCCUUUGCAACAAAGGAUCCAAAUUUGCAAAUAUCUCCAAUUGAGCUUCUUUUGAUAAUAUUGGAGUUCGAACCAGAACUCAAUGACGAACCCGAAGAAAACAUCACCUGGUCAGCCAGCUUCAAAGACUUUAUUAAGGUCUGCUUGACCAAGGAAAAUCGCAAACGACCUAGUCCACGACAAAUGCUGGAACACCCAUGGAUGCGCGGCCAAAUGACUAAGAAAGUUCGCAUGGACAAACUAGUCCAGUUCUGCUGGGAAGAUUAG
Messenger RNA from Ogataea polymorpha, 927 nucleotides. RefSeq lists its product as uncharacterized. Gene Ontology annotation, biological process: protein phosphorylation. Gene Ontology annotation, molecular function: protein kinase activity; ATP binding. Bases 1 to 927 code for a protein of 308 amino acids. Lineage: Eukaryota; Fungi; Ascomycota; Pichiomycetes; Pichiales; Pichiaceae. The transcript has a single exon. The record is from RefSeq and is a predicted model, not a curated record.